Asparagus officinalis (garden asparagus) is the source of this 634-nucleotide messenger RNA. Its product is annotated as dolichol-phosphate mannosyltransferase subunit 3-like. The coding region runs from base 170 to 439 and encodes 89 amino acids. The record is from RefSeq and is a predicted model, not a curated record. NCBI's taxonomy places the organism in Eukaryota, Viridiplantae, Streptophyta, Magnoliopsida, Asparagales, Asparagaceae. Gene Ontology annotation, cellular component: endoplasmic reticulum membrane; dolichol-phosphate-mannose synthase complex. Gene Ontology annotation, biological process: GPI anchor biosynthetic process. The transcript is spliced from 4 exons.
GUUUCGGCCCCAAACCCUAAACAGAAAAAUUCCUAGCUGAAUUUGUGUUCGAUCUCUUAAAGUUAAACCCAUCGCCCGUCCUCUUCUUCUCGAUCAUCCGCUGUCGAGGAUCUCCAGGAAUCUAUCUCUCUUUGUGGGUUGAGUUUGGGAAAGACUUGACUAAUACCAAAUGAAGCACAUUUUCAAGAUUAUUUCAUUGCUAGUGGCUAUUUCUGCCGUCUGGAUUGGCCUUUUAGCAUCUUCGGUUGUUCCACAAAGCUAUGCUUUGUUGCUCCCUAUUUAUCUAGUUGUUGCGCUAGGAUGUUAUGGUCUUCUAAUGGUUGGAGUCGGUUUGAUGUGCUUCCCUACGUGUCCUCAAGAAGCCGAUCUUCUUCAAAAGGAUAUCGCAGAGGCCAAGGAUUUCUUGAGGAGCAAAGGUGUUGACGUGAGCUCAUAUUGAAGAAGAUAUCCUCAUGACCUGAUUUAGGGAAGCAUACAUCUGAUAUUUCAAAGCUGAGAGUUAUUUACUGAGCUUUUAACACAGUUCAAAACCUGUAUACGCAAUUCAUAGGACAAGAGUCUCAAAAUUCCAAAAUUUCUCCUAAUGCUUCCAUUUGUCAAUUCCAUCAUGUUCUAUUUGAGGUUUAUGGAAUGA